Molecule: messenger RNA, 3456 nt
Organism: Talaromyces stipitatus ATCC 10500
Lineage: Eukaryota; Fungi; Ascomycota; Eurotiomycetes; Eurotiales; Trichocomaceae
Product: nuclear polyadenylated RNA-binding protein Nab2, putative
Exons: 5
Coding region: 1-3456 (1151 amino acids)
Biological process (GO): heme biosynthetic process
Cellular component (GO): mitochondrial inner membrane
Molecular function (GO): protoporphyrinogen oxidase activity, oxygen as acceptor
Source: RefSeq, a predicted model, not a curated record
AUGCCAGCAACAGUGGCGCCAGGGACCCCGCUGGCGGAGGCCCUAGCAAAUGUAGUGCAACCGAAACUGGUAGAAAUGGGAUGGAGUUCAGAUAGUGGAGAGGAUUCGGCGCUGACGGAAUACGUGAUUCUCAUGUUGGUUAACGGCAAAACUCAAGAUCAAAUCGCCGAAGAGCUUUCAAACGAUCUACUUAACCUGGGAGAGGGCGAUACGCAGGCUGUUGACUUUUCGCGAUGGUUGUUUGAGCAGGUAGAGGUGCUCAACAAUAAUAUCAACGGGCUGUCGUCCAUUCCUGAUGCGGCACCAGCUGCAGCACAGUCGAUACCGGCGAGCAACGAACAGAACGCCUUCGGCGCCCAAGAUCAGCAAGAUGCUACCAUGGGCGAAGCAUCAGGUCCGAGUGACAAUAUACCCACUGGUCCUCGAGCGAUGCGAGAAAACAAUAACCGCGGCAGGGGGCGACUGUUGAACCAGAUCAAUAAGAACCUGGAACGAGGACCUGAUGCAAUGCUUCAUCGCGUGCGCGGACCGAAUAAUAGCGGACGAAUAAAUACACACGGUCGAGAUUUCCAAAAGAACCAACGAGGACAAUUUGGACCGGGCCGCGGUGGUAGAGGUAGGCCAGGAUUCGGGCAGAUGCAAGGACAAGGGGCCGGAAAUAUGAUGCAAAUGACACCUGAAAACCAGAUGCAACUUAUGGCUCUUCUCGAAGAACAAGCGAGAAUGAUGUCUCAGCUCAUGCCCGGGUUUAUGCCACCGGCUGUCAAUCCGAACUUUCAAAAUCAACACCAACAGCAUCAACAGGGUCGGUCACUGUUCGAGCGAGUUGAGCGUCCAAAUCAGCGACAGGGCGGUGACUUCCAGUCAAGGGCUUCUCAAAAUGGCAUUGCUGCCAAGCAAGGUGAUGAUGGUGACAUGGAUACGGCAGAGGACCAGACCGCAGUCGACGGGCAAGCAAGCACAGACAGUGUCUGUCGGUUCAAUCUUCGCUGCACUCGAAAAGAUUGCCCCUUUGCCCAUCAAUCACCAGCAGCCCCCGAAGGCGCGCCAGUUGAUGUCACCGACACUUGCCCAUUCGGCGCAGCAUGCAAAAACAAGAAAUGUACCGGGCGACAUCCAUCACCUGCCGUCAAGGCAUCCCACCAAGCAGAAGAGGUCUGCCGCUUCUUUCCUCACUGCACGAACCCCCAUUGUCACUUCAAACAUCCCAGCAUGCCUCUCUGUCGGAAUGGAGCCGACUGCACGACUGAAGGGUGUAAAUUCACUCAUCUCACCACACCAUGCAAAUUCAACCCGUGUAUGAACCGGACAUGCCCUUACAAGCAUGUGGAGGGUCAGAAGGGAAGCUUCCCGGACAAAGUGUGGAUUGCAGGUCAGGAAAAGCCUCAUGUUAGCGAGCGGAAAUUUGUGGACGAUGAGAAUGGAGAAGAAGAGCUUAUAAAACCUGAUGCAGCUCAAGCGGAGCAAUUCCGGGUCCACACAUCAACCACUGAUGGGUGCUUUAACUCCGCCGUCGAUCAACUGACCAACAGUCAUCAUUUAACGACUCAAUUGCUUCUUAAACAACAUUGCCGCAAAGGCUGUUUAUACGAUCAUAUUUUCAACCGAUGCAUGAAUAGAUUCCCAGCGGCAGCAAUGCGAAGAUACUGCCUCGCCCAUGCGAUUCGACCGAGUCCUCCCACGCUUUUGAGAUCGCCGACGACGUCCCGCUUUAUUAAACAUCGAUUCUUCCACCAUGAGACCAAACCAUACAAUGUCGCGGUGAUCGGAGGUGGUCUCACAGGACUUACAGCUGCUUGGAAAUUACUCCAAGACCCAAAAUGUCAGAAAAUUACACUCUACGAAAAGUCCCCGCAGGUUGGAGGUUGGCUCCAGUCAGAGAGGAUUGAGGUUGGGGGUGGGAAAUAUGUGGUGUUUGAACAUGGGCCGAGGACGAUAAGGGUAGCUGAUCCUGCUGUCAUGCCGAUGUUGGAUUUGCUUUUUGGUCUGGAUUUGACAGAGCAAUUAGUCCUCAUAAGCAAGGGGUCACCGGCCUCCCUCAAUCGCUAUAUCUACUACCCAGAUCAUUUAGUACGGGUGCCUGGCCCCAAGCCCGAGGGAGGAACGUUAGGUACAAUAUGGGAAGCCAUUACGACUCUAUUCACAGAACCUUUAUUUAAAGGGACUGUAAUGGGAAUCGUGAAAGAACCUGCCGUGGAAGUACGUUCAGACCUUAGAAAGGACGAAUCAGUUGGGGACUUUAUUUCACGCCGCUUCAAUCCCACUAUGGCCGACAACAUUGUCUCGGCAGUUCAUCAUGGAAUUUAUGCAGGCGACAUCUAUAAGCUAAGCGCCGACGCUAUUAUCGGAAUACCACGGCUUCUUGAAGCCAAACACGAGUCUGUUAUCAUUGGUGUGGUAGAUAACAGUCAACAAAAGAGGAAAAUUCUUCCAGCUGAUUAUUUACUGGCGAUGUCCUCGGUAGUAGGGCAACGGCCACUGGGCCACUUUGACCGUUUGCGCAAGUUGGUGAGGCCCGCGAGCGUCUUCACGAUUAGAGAUGGCAUGGCGGAAAUAGCGCGCGCAUUUGAGAGAGUUUUCAAGGAACACUCUGAGAAGAUCCAAGUCGUGACGGACGCUCGGAUCAGCGAUAUCAAAAGGGAGAAGGACCACAACAUAACGAUAUCGUUGAACGCAGGAAACGAGACUACGUCCCAGACCUUCAACAGAGUCAUCUCCACCGCACCACCUACUGAAAUGGCGAACCUCAUUGCAGCAGGUUCAGAAAAUGAUAGUCAAAAACCCAUUGAGUCAAUAUCACGACUCCGAGCACACAACUAUGCCGUAAAUGUAAUGGUCGUCAACCUAUUCUACAACGAACCCAAUCUCAUCCCUUACCGAGGCUUCGGCUAUCUCAUUCCUCGCAACAUCCCCUUUGAGCAGAACCCGGAGCGUGGGUUGGGAGUGAUUUUCAGUUCAGAGACGAGUGAACACCAGGAUACAGCAGUCGGGACAAAACUGACUGUGAUGAUGGGCGGUCACUGGUGGGAUGGUUGGGCAGAGUCGGAUUUCCCUGAUCCGGAAAAGGCGACGCUUAUGGCCCGCUCGUUGCUGAAGCGACAUUUGGGUAUUGACGCAACACCUGUCGUGACUAGGGCGAGACUUCAGCGAAACGCUAUCCCGCAGUACACCGUGAAUCAUCUGUCGAAAAUGCAGGGACUUUCAGAUGCAGUUCGGGAGGACUUUGAUAGACGCCUCACCUUAGCUGGGAAUUGGUAUGGUAUGCAUGGUGUGGGUGUUAAUGAUUGCGUGAUUCAGGGAUAUCUAGCGGCUACUUGGGGCGUGGAUUCGAUCGAGGGUGCUACUAAAUUCUCGUCUGGUAUGCCGCCUGAUCUAAUGGAGCAUCAAGCAGGCGGUAUUCCGACUUCGUCGAUGCGGUAUUUGAUGCAGCAAGCGCACAAAAUCAAGGCUAAUUAA